Erpetoichthys calabaricus (reedfish) is the source of this 6855-nucleotide messenger RNA. It is a transcript of the gene frmd4a, whose product is annotated as FERM domain containing 4A. The transcript has 23 exons. The record is from RefSeq and is a predicted model, not a curated record. Bases 685 to 3783 code for a protein of 1032 amino acids. Gene Ontology annotation, cellular component: adherens junction; cytoskeleton; bicellular tight junction. Gene Ontology annotation, biological process: establishment of epithelial cell polarity. NCBI's taxonomy places the organism in Eukaryota, Metazoa, Chordata, Cladistia, Polypteriformes, Polypteridae.
AGGAAUUUGGGUUCAGUCCUUCCCUAGUUACAGCGUGAAGUGAUUUCGCCUCUGUGGCUAGCCCAGCACCACUUUUUUUAAGAGAAUUGCUGCUGGGAAUAUGGACUGUUUCUUUUUUGCUAGAGCGUCUGCUGCUUUUACAUUGGAGGAAUCUGUGAAACGAGCUGUCUUGCUCAGGCUCUGCUAACAGAUAUCCAAUUCUGUCAGAUCUACUGUACUGCAGUUCACGGAGGAUUUAAAGAGAUCGGGUUCCUGUGAAUGAAAGUCUCCUUUUGUCCGAGAAAACAAUUGUGCCCACUAAGCACCUUCUAAAACAACCUUGGUGACCUGAUCGGAUGCCUGGGACGAAAGAAGCACUUUUUCUCCUCUGUUGCUGAACGAGCCGCAUGAAAGGCUAAGGAUCGUUUGUCAGCGAACAGGGAACAAACAUAGCUAGGGGCAGAAUAUGCAGAGAGACGCGCUCGCGAACACUCUGCCGGCAGUGGCUCGUUAAAGCGGCAGGAGCGCUUCAAGUUCGGCAGGUCCUCUGGCGGCGCGUGUGUGAGCUCGUGUGUCCGUCUGUACGGUCGGUCCAUGUCCGUGAAGGGGAUUGCGCAGAAGUGGCUCGAAACUCACGGGGAGAUGCUUAAAUAUUACAGGGACACAUAAAAGGAUAAUUGGAUUGGGCAUGAAAAAGAAGCCAAAAUGGAAGGACUUCUUUCUCCAAUGAGAACGAAGAUGACGGAAGGGCGUCGAUGUCAAGUACAUCUUCUUGAUGAUAGGAAGUUGGAACUUCUGGUGCAGCCAAAGUUACUGGCGAAAGAUCUCUUGGAUCUUGUAGCUUCUCACUUCAACCUGAAAGAAAAGGAAUACUUUGGAAUUUCUUACACAGAUGAAACUGGUCACUUCAGUUGGUUGCAGCUCGACCGAAGAGUACUGGAACAUGAUUUUCCUAAAAAGUCCGGACCAGUAGUUUUGUACUUCUGUGUGAGGUUCUACAUUGAAAGUAUAUCCUACCUGAAGGACAAUGCUACAAUAGAGCUGUUUUUUCUUAAUGCAAAGUCCUGUAUUUACAAGGAACUGAUUGAAGUGGACAGUGAAGUGGUGUUUGAAUUAGCUUCCUACAUCUUGCAGGAAGCAAAAGGAGACUACACAAGCAAUGAUGUUGCAAGAGCUGACCUGAAGAAGCUGCCAGCCCUCCCAACCCAAGCACUAAAGGAGCAUCCCUCUCUUGCUUACUGUGAAGACAGAGUUAUAGAGCACUACAAGAAGCUGAGUGGUCAGUCCAGGGGCCAAGCAAUUGUAAAUUAUAUGAGCAUUGUGGAAUCUCUUCCUACAUAUGGUGUGCACUACUAUGCAGUUAAGGACAAGCAGGGUAUUCCUUGGUGGAUGGGACUGAGUUACAAAGGAAUAUUUCAGUAUGACUACCAUGACAAAGUGAAGCCACGAAAAGUUUUCCAAUGGAGGCAGCUGGAAAACCUGUAUUUCAGGGAAAAGAAGUUUUCAGUGGAAGUCCAUGACCCACGUAGGGCAUCGGUAACCAGAAGAACCUUUGGUCACAGUGGAAUUGCAGUCCAUACAUGGUAUGCCUGUCCUGCCCUUAUAAAGUCCAUAUGGGCGAUGGCCAUUAGUCAGCACCAGUUUUACCUGGACAGAAAACAAAGUAAGUCAAAAAUUCAUGCAGCCAGAAGCCUAAGUGAAAUUGCUAUUGACCUGACUGAAACUGGAACACUGAAGACAUCCAAGUUAGCUAAUAUGGGAAGCAAAGGAAAAAUUAUCAGUGGCAGCAGUGGCAGUCUUCUGUCAUCAGGUUCACAGGAGUCAGAUAGCUCCCAAUCUGCCAAGAAAGAUAUGCUUGCAGCUCUAAAAUCCAGACAUGAAGCUCUGGAAGAGACACUGCGCCAGCGCAUAGAAGAACUGAAGAAACUAUGUAUACGAGAAGCGGAAUUAACAGGAAGAUUGCCAAAGGAAUAUCCUUUGGACCCUGGUGAGCAACUCCCUAUAGUGAGGCGAAAAAUUGGCACUGCCUUUAAACUGGAUGAGCAGAAAAUCUUGCCCAAAGGAGAGGAGGCAGAGCUGGAGCGUCUAGAAAGGGAGUUUGCCAUUCAGUCUCAGAUCACAGAGGCAGCUCGAAGACUUGCUAGCGAUCCUGGUGUUAGCAAAAAGUUGAAGAAACAACGGAAGACCUCUUAUCUGAAUGCACUGAAGAAGCUUCAGGACAUAGAGAAUGCGAUUAAUGAAUGUCGUAUUAAAUCUGGGAAAAAGCCCACUCAGCGGGCAUCUCUUAUUAUAGAAGAAGCAAACAUUGGCUCUGAAGAUAGUUCCUUAUCCGAUGCUCUUGUUCUUGAAGAUGAUGAUUCUCAGGUGACCAACACCUUUUCUCCAACUGCAUCUCCGCACAAAGGCCUGCCUCCCCGUCCCCCUUCUCAUAGCCGGCCAGCACCUCCGCAGUCUCUUGAGGGGCUGAGGCACUUGCACUACCAGCGUAGCGAUUAUGACAAAUCUCCUAUCAAGCCCAAAAUGUGGAGCGAGUCAUCUUUAGAUGAGCCAUACGAGAAAGUCAAGAAGCGUUCUUCUCACAGUCAUUCUAGCAAUCACAAGCGCUUUCCUAGUUCAGGAAGCUGUGCAGAAGCUGGAGUGAGCAAUUCCUUACAGAAUAGCCCAAUCAGAAGCCUCCAACACUGGAACUCCCAGUCAAGUAUGCCGUCAACGCCAGAUCUACGGGUACGCAGUCCGCAUUACAUCCAUUCCACUAGAUCAGUAGAUAUCAGCCCAACUCGACUGCACAGUUUAGCACAGCACUUUAGACAUAGAAGUUCCAGCUUGGAAUCACAAGGCAAACUUCUGGGUUCUGAGAACGACACAGGGAGCCCUGAUUUCUAUACACCCAGAGCACGCAGCAGCAAUGGUUCUGACCCACUAGAUGACUGUUCUUCUUGCACCAGCCACUCAAGCUCGGAGCAUUAUUACCCAGCCCAGGGAAGCCACAAUUAUUCCACUCUUGCUGAGGACUCCCCAUCCAAAGCUAGGCAGAGACAAAGACAGCGACACAAAUCAGCAGGGAACCUUGGAUCCUCAAAUUCUGGUAGCAUGCCCAAUUUGGCUGCAAAAAAUGGUGGAACACAGCAUGGAGUUUACAUGCAUAGCCAGAGCCAGCCAUCCUCGCAGUACCGGAUCAAGGAGUACCCUUUAUACAUAGAAGGAAGCCCAACACCACUGGUGGUGCGCAGUCUGGAGAAUGACCAAGAGGGACACUACAGUGUAAAAGCACAGUUUAAAACUUCAAACUCUUAUACUGCUGGUGGGAUGUACAAGGACAGCUGGCAAGGGGAGGAUGGAGAAGGAAGUGGUCGAUUAACUCCCUCACGCUCCCAGAUUGUAAGGACUCCCUCACUGGGAAGGGAGGGCAGUAAUAGGACUGCUGUGUCUGAUGAGCUUAGGUGCUGGUACCAGCGCUCGUCAGCAUCCCUUAAAGAGCACAACAGACUGUCUCACACAAGUUCAAAUUCUUCAGAUAGCAGCUCCCAAUAUAGCACACUACAGGGCUCAUAUGUGGCACAGAGCCGGGGAUCCAGGAUACCACCCUUCUCCAGUACUUCAGCAGCUGCCUCCCCUCGCAGUCAGAGGAGCAUGACACCAUCUAGUGAACUUGUAGCAUCACCUCCCAGCAGUCCACAACAUCUCUUAAGUUGGCAGAGUGGGUCCUACAAUGAAAGCUGUUACAUGGAUAGUACCCGGUACUCUGAAAUAGUGGAUGUUCAGUGGUAUGGACGAGAGAAGGCCAAGCCUGGAACACUGGUCUGAACUUAUUUUCACAGCCGAGCUACUUAGCACAUGUUUAAUUUUUGGACUUCCUUGCUUUUUCCUUUUUGUUGCCUUAUCUUCGUAGAAUCUUUCCUCUAUGUUCAGCUGCAAGCACUUUUAUUUUAGUUCACUGAGCAAUGUCAUAACUUGGGACUCUGUGAAAGAUAUGAAGAUGCCGAGCCCUGGAACCGUACAGUUUUUUUUUUUUUUCCUUUUUCUUUUUCAAUGGUUGUUACAGCUGGUCUUUAGUUCUACAGAUUAACCAUCAACUGGACUCUGACAGGAAAGCCUUUGUAAAAUUCCAGCCUUCAAGAAAAUGGCAGUGGAGAUCUCCAGUUUGAAAAUGCGGCGAAAACCCGGAGGUAAUGAUGGAUUUACAAAAAAAAGACCAAGCCAAUCAGUCAUCAUCUUGGACAUCAGACAUUCAUGUGCAAUGCAAUACCUGCUGCAAACCUGCCCACUUCCAUUAAAACAAUAGGCUGUUGGUUGCUUCAGAAGUGUUGUUUUUUUUUUGUUUUAAACCCAAUUCCUGUGGGUUCAUGGCCUCUGAUUUUGAACUACUAGGAAAUUACUUUGUUCCUCUAAGUUUUGGGGUUUUUUUAAAGAAGGAAUUUCAGCUUGUUACUUGAAAUAUGGCAGUGGUCUUUUUCAAUAUGGCAGUAAGUCACUAGCUUCUGAACUAAACUACCAAAGAUCAAAACAAGAACAUAAAGUACUGAAUUGCUUCUUACGAGACCUUCGCUUGAACGUUCAGAACACGUAGAGAGCACAGUUCGAUUAUCCUGCAACUCAAGGACUUGAGAAAAGGGCAACUGUCUGCAGUUUUUUGUUGAUCUACCUAAAGCUUCGACAAACAGAAUUUCAGUUUAUUUUUGGUAAUGAUUUUACAUUGUCUGUCACUCAGACAGGGCCAGUUUGUUCAUUUCUCUGUGUGUUUUAAACUCUUUUCAGAUUAAGCUACAGUAUUCAGACUGCAUAAAGGAUAAAACAAGAAUUGAAGCUUAACAUUUUAAUUUCAGCUUCUCUGUUUUUAGGUGCGUUUCCCUGUCUAACACAUUCACAACUGACUAUUGCUGAUCCCUGAGCCUCUUCUACCUUGGUAGGAGUUAACAGCCGUGACGUUUAUUUUAGUAUGACAUGGUUUUUGGCCCUUUUUUUGUUCUCUUUGAUCUUUCUGCACCCGCAACAGAAGGGUUCUUUGCCCAUAUUGGUGCUUGUAUACCCUUUGGUGCUGUAAUUGCUUGCACUGUGCCAUUACUGCAGCAGCAAGGUAAGCUUUUAAAACUGGAAGUGUUUGAACAUAUCAAGAAUGAAUUCCAUCAGAUCAUCAAGGGAGUUGACAAAGCUGCUGUAUUUCUUUACUGAGUUUCUUUUUACUCAGAAACUUCCAGAACAAAAGUUGGUUAGCAACAAGACAACAUUAAGCAUAACAAAACCUAUCAAAUGUUUAUUUUUGUUAUAGUAUGUGGUACUGGUCCAGGGUGCAGUGCCAUCUUUAAUAUUACAGACUACCAGCAUACCGAAACCCUCCGUAACACCAGGUGUUUCAGAUACCGGUUCCAGUAACCUUGAGUCUCAGGUGAUUUCUAUGAAGACUGUUGGUUCUCGCUCUGCAUCAGUUGAAACUACUUGCUUUCUUCUAAUCUGUAAGCUAAAACAGCUGCUUCAAAGUGAUGGCAUCCAGGAUGCACAAAAUCCAGGAGUCUUUGUAUUUGUCGCUUUGAAAUUACAACGCACAAAAUAAAUACACAAUUAGCAGUAAUGGAGUCAACCAAACAGUCUUUAUUCUAGCCUUUUUAAAAUCCCUAAACCAUUCAUUUCUGGCCUGUUUUUCCGUCUCCUUGUCAGGUCACUAACUGGGUACGGUUUCUAUACUGUACAUUGUUAUAACUCUUUAGAUGAUGAAUGAGAUGAAUCAAAGUUUUUAGAGAACUCUUUGUGUAGUACAUUCCGUCUGCUAAUGAAAAAGGAAAGUGCAUGAGCAAAACAGAAAAAAGAAAAUAGUCAGCAGCUAAGGAAUAUGAAACCCAAUUAAACAUAAAAUCCAUGUUAGAAGAACAGCCUAUUUAAACUAAAACUGCUAUUAGAUAGACCCUGCAAUCAGAAUGUUGUUUGAAGUCUGCACUCAGUAUGUAGUAUGAGCACAAUAUUAUUCCAACCAGACUGAAGCGUGGCCGAAUUUUGUAAGGCAGUGUUAACUCCAAUAACAGAAAUUUAAAGUGCCCUUUACCUGAUGUUCACACCUCUACCAAGGUUAUAGGAUGAGAAUUCACUGACCGUUCAGGCAAAACUUCUUUCAUCUUUUCUCUAUCCUCUCGGUUCAGCACUGCUGUUUUUGUUAGUUUUGUACAUGUGGUCACUGAUUCAGACAAAGUACCCAAUUCCAGAGUCUCCUCUUAGUCUUUCUGGUAAGCUGUAACAAGUGUCCGUCGAAUGAGUUGUGUUCAUUUUUGAAUACAUAAAUGUGAUUCAUGAGCGCAUUAAAAAAAGCCGUACGGUGAUUCCGAGCUCGGUCACUCAUAUGAGGCAGACUCGGACUGUCUAGGCGCCUGCAGCAAUGCGUACUUUAUUAUUUUGUACCUCUCAUGCUCGACUUUUUUUAACAAGUUGAUUUGAUAUUAACUUUUAAUUCCAACAAACAGUAGUAACAAACCUAUUCAGGUGCUACAAGAUGACCAGCUACUGCUUAGUUACCCUUAGGUGUACAGUUUUAAUCAUAUUGUCAGCAUUAUUUUUUUUAGCAGUUGUUAAAUGAAGGAUUUUAGGUUUUUAAAUUUUUUUUUAAUGAAACCAUAGAAGUCAUUCCCCUAACUGACAAUAGAGCAUGUAAAAUGAUUUUCUUGAAUUUUGUUCGGCUGUAUUCAGACAAUAAAAAAAGUGUAUGUUGUAGAAAAGAAAUGUGGAAUUUUUAAGUUCCACUGUUAAUUUAUUCUUUUUGUAUUAAGAAUUUGUAUAGUAACUUUACAUUUUUCAAGAUAGUGUUGUUGGCAACUGAUAAAUGAAUUUUCAAAAUGAAACAUUUGGUGGUUCAUGAGAUUAUUGAAAAAAAUUAAUAAAUUAUUGCUGAAUGUU